AUGACGCUACAGGUCCCGUCCGGUGUUUUCCGGCUGGCGCUGCUCAUAACGGUGCACGUCUGGUACUCGGUGGAGUGUUUAUCAGGAGACGGGAAGACGUUAUGGUCCGAGCCGCUGAACCGGACCGAGUUUUUAUCCGGGACGUUCCCUGAGGGGUUCCUUUGGGGCGUCGGAACGGCAGCCUUCCCGACUGAAGGGUCCUGGGAUCGGGAUGGUAAAGGGGCGUCUGUUUGGGACCACUUUACCCACAAUUCUCUCUCAAGGACGACCAACUUGAGCAACAGAACAGCAGACGCCUCCAGUGACAGUUAUGCUCUCUGGGAGAAGGACGUGGAGGCGGUGAAAUACCUCGGAGUCAACUUUUACUCCUUCUCCAUCUCCUGGCCGAGGAUCUUCCCAGAUGGGAACGCCACCGGAUCACCGAACCGCGCCGCGGUGGAACACUACCGCCGCCUGAUCGCUCGGUUGAAGUCCCUUGACCUGGAGCCGGUAGUGACCCUGUUCCACUGGGAUUUGCCCCAGGUGCUGCAGGAUAACCUGGGUGGCUGGAGGAACCCGGAUUUGGUGCAGAUCUUCUCGGACUACGCGGCGUUUUGCUUCCGGACGUUCGGCCGAGACGUCCGUUACUGGAUCACCAUGCACAACCCGCUGAUCGUGGCCUUUCAGGGCUACAGGACGGGGCUCCAUGCUCCCGGGGUGACCGGUGACCCUGCUGAUCCCUUCAUCGUGGCACACAACCUCAUCAGGGCUCACGCUGAAUCCUGGCACCUUUACGACCGGACCUUCCGCCCCCGCCAGCGCGGCCGCGUCUCCAUCACGCUCGCCUCCCACUGGGUGGAACCGUUUAAGGGCCAGGCCACGCCCGCCAGUCUGGAGCUGUGCCAGAGGUCGGUGGAGGCCGUACUGGGUUGGUUCGCUCAGCCCAUCCACGGAGGAGGAGACUACCCCGCCUCUCUACGCUCCUCCCACCCGGGACUCCUCCCCCACUUCACCCCAGAGGAGAAGCUCCGGGUCAGGGGAACCGCCGACUUCUUCUCGCUGGCGUUCGGACCCGAGACGGUCCGCGCCGGGCGGAUGCUGGCCCGUUACGGCCAGGCGGGGGCGCUGGACCUGAGGAAGGUUCUGUGCUGGGUUCAGAGGGAGUACCAGGACCCACCGGUGCUGGUGGCUGAGAGUGGGUGGUUCUCUGAUGCGUCUGUGGGGGUGGACGACACUGUGGCCAUGUACCUCAUGAAGAGCUUCAUCAACCAGGUGCUGCAAGCCGUGGUGCUGGACCGUGUGCAGGUGUUGGGUUACACAGCCUGGUCUCUGGUGGACGGGUUCGAGUGGAACAGUGGGUUCAGUAUCAGGAGGGGACUGUUCCACAUCGACUUCAACCAAUCAGAACGCAGCAGAGUUCCAAAAUCCUCGGCUCAGUAUUACAGACGCGUGGUCCAGCAGCACGGAUUCCCAGCAGGACCAGCAGUACCAGUCCGAACUCCGUUUUCAUGUACGUUCCAGUUCGGCGUGGCUGAUUUCAUCCUACCGGUGAACCUACAGCCGUUUUCUCCUCAGUUCACUGAUCCUCUGCUGUACCGCUGGAACCUGAGCGGCGACGGGUCCCUCCACCCCGUCCCGGGGGUAAGAUUCCGCCCUCGUGCCCCCCAGUGCACCGACUUCCUUUAUAUCAAGCGCCACGUCCGGCUCCUGGAGGCGACGGGCGCUUCGCAUUACAGAUUCGCCCUGGACUGGCCUGGACUCUUUCCGAACGGUGACCAUGGACGCGUGGACGCCGAGGCGGUCCGAUAUUACCGCUGCGUGCUGGCCGAGCUCCAGAAGGCGGGCGUCCGGACGGCUGUUUCUCUGUACCACCCCAGCCUGAGGUCGGGCACGCUGGGAAUGCCCGGUCAGCUCCACGCUCACGGCGGCUGGACGAACUCCAGCACGGUUGAUGCGUUUGUCCAGUACGCCACUUUCUGUUUUGAGAAAUUCGGCUCGCUGGUGAGUUUGUGGAUCACUGUAAACGAACCGAACCGGCUGGUCGAGGCGUACACUGUGAGCGAGGAGGAAAGGGCGGCGGUGUUUCGCAAUAUUCUACUAGCACACGGGCGCGCGUGGAACGUUUAUCACGAGCGCUUCCGUCCACAGCAGGGGGCGACGGUGAGUUUCGCGCUGCAUGCUGAUUGGGUGGAACCGGCCAAUCCCUUCGUGGAAUCGCACUCCAGCGCCGCUCAGCGCUUCCUGAAGUUUGAGCUGGGGCGUUUCCUGGAUCCGUUCCUAAAAGUCGUUGAAGGUGUCGGUUCGGAGGCCGUAAACGUGACGCUGUUCUCUGACGAGGAGGCGACUGAGCUCAGGGGGGCGCUGGAUUUCAUCGCACUAAAUCACUUCACGACGCGCCUGAUUCACCAGGAUUCGGUUCAGGACCGCGGUUGGUCGUUCAUGUCCGAUCCGACGUGGACGUCCUCCGGUAGGGGUCAGGCUCUCGUCCCCUGGGGGCUCCGGCGUGUCCUGAACUGGGUGAAGGAUCGUUAUGGAAAUAGUCGCCACAUCAUCGUGAGCGCAGCAGGAAUUGAUGACCAGGCGUCACAUGACGACGGGCUGAGGCAGAGGUACAUAAGGAGCUACCUGCAGGAGGCGCUGAAGGCUCGUAACCUGGACGGCGUGGACCUGCGUGGCUUUUACGUCUGGAAGCUGCAGGACUCUCGCUCUCCAGAUUUCGGCCUCUUCUUCUCCCCUCACCAUCACUCUCGACCCAAAGCCUCCGUCUCCGUGUACCGUGAGCUCGUCCUGCGCCUCGCUGAUGCAGCUCAGGGCCGCUACGCACAGCAGCUGCUGAACGAUCUGAUAGAGAACUAUUCCAACGCUCUGAGGCCGGUGGAGGACACGGACAAAACCCUGAACGUCACCCUGCAGGUUACACUGUCUCAGAUUAAAGACAUGGAUGAGAGGAACCAGGUGUUGAUAGCGUACCUGUGGAUAAGACAGACGUGGUACGAUGCUUACCUGAAGUGGGAUAAAGACAAAUACGACGGACUCGAGGUCAUUCGCAUCCCCAGCAGCCUGGUGUGGAGGCCGGAUGUGGUGCUAUACAACAAAGCCGAUGACGAUCUGCCCAGUCCGCUGGACACGAACGUGGUGUUACGUUACACGGGUGAGAUCACCUGGGACGCUCCGGCCAUCACCAAGAGCUCGUGUGUGGUGGACGUGUCCUAUUUUCCCUUCGACAGACAGCAGUGUAACCUCACCUUCGGCUCCUGGACGUAUAACGGCAACCAGGUGGACAUCACGAUGGCGAUGGCAAGCGGUGACCUCUCGGACCUGGUGGAGAACGUGGAGUGGGAGUGUGACGGCAUGCCGGCCACCAGGAACGUGAUCAUGUACGGCUGCUGCUCGGACCCGUACCCCGACAUCACCUACACCCUGCUGCUGCGCCGCCGCUCCUCCUUCUACAUCUUCAACCUGCUGCUGCCCUGCUUCCUCAUCUCCUUCCUGGCGCCGCUCGGCUUCUUCCUGCCCGCCGACUCCGGGGAGAAGGUCUCGCUGGGGGUCACCGUGCUGCUGGCGCUGACCGUCUUCCAGCUGGUGGUGGCUGAGAGCAUGCCGCCCUCCGAGAGCGUGCCGCUCAUCGGUAAAUACUACAUUGCGACGAUGACGAUGAUCACAGCCUCCACGUCUCUCACCAUCUUUAUCAUGAACAUCCACUUCUGCGGCCCCGAGGCCAAACCAGUCCCUCACUGGGCCAAAGUCCUGAUCAUCGGCUACAUGAGCAGAAUGUUUUUUGUGUACGAGGUGGGAGAGAGCUGCACCUCAUCACUCGGUCAGAGCGACGACUCGGUCCAGCAUCACAAACCAAACCUUCGACACAAACCGACCAAUCAGAACCCAGAGCCGAGAGAGAAACCGGUGAAACCUGCAGAUCUGUGCUGUCCUGAAGAUGAAAAGCUGCCCGCUUUAACCGUGGCCUUUGACCCCUGUAUCUUCUGCGGUCCUCACUGCGAGGUUUUCGGGGGCGACCUGAGACUGGUUGGGAACGUUGAGUACAUUGCAGGUUACUUCAGAGAGCAGAAGUUAACCUGCCUGAAGGUCGCCGAGUGGAAGAAGGUCGCCAAGGUGAUGGACCGGUUCUUCAUGUGGAUCUUCUUCAUCAUGGUCUUUGUCAUGAGCAUCCUCAUCGUCGGCAAGUCGUCGUGACCGCCGUGUUUCAGCUACGUUUAGAGGAGUAGCUUCAUGGAGGAAAGGGCUGAAGGUUUGAGAUAUAUCUGGAUUUUAUGCAUCUCGUGGAGGUUCACAUGUUUCAGUAGAUGCUCACAAAGCCUCGUGUGAAUGGCGCAGACGUUCUGCGGUUCUGUUCCUCUCGCGGUUCAGUGAUCAUCACCUGUUCAUCACCAGCGGCCUGUGAGAGGUAAAGUGAUACGUGCAUGAAUUAUGCAGCCUGAAGCUCAUCUGAACUUUACAGCAGCUAAACACACACACACACACACAGACACACACACCACAGCCUGGACUGAAGCUCAGAUAAGCACACACUUUCUCACACACACUCUCAUCACGGUCGUGUAGUUGCUCAUGAUUGUAAACUGCUUUAAAUAAAAGUUUCUGCUGAGUUAUAUAAAUGUAAAACUCUGUUCUGCUUUAA
This is a messenger RNA of Trichomycterus rosablanca, 4615 nucleotides long. RefSeq names its product klotho beta (gene klb). NCBI's taxonomy places the organism in Eukaryota, Metazoa, Chordata, Actinopteri, Siluriformes, Trichomycteridae. Gene Ontology annotation, cellular component: postsynaptic membrane. Gene Ontology annotation, molecular function: acetylcholine-gated monoatomic cation-selective channel activity; transmembrane signaling receptor activity; hydrolase activity, hydrolyzing O-glycosyl compounds. Bases 1 to 4170 code for a protein of 1389 amino acids. The record is from RefSeq and is a predicted model, not a curated record. Gene Ontology annotation, biological process: monoatomic ion transmembrane transport; carbohydrate metabolic process. The transcript has 10 exons.